AUGCACGCAUCUGAUUCGCAUAUAGCGAGUAGUAUGCCUUACGCAUUACGCUUCCACCGCGAGGGCCAUUACGUGGAAUUCCUCGAAACGCACGAAAAGCCCCAGCCCUACAAUUACCCUCUCGGCAUUAACAAUACCUAUAUACAACUGGAAAGCAAGCACAGUUACGAGGCGCUGUUCAGGGCAGUGUGGCGGAACUAUUUUGGCGCACAAGUAUUUUCCUCCGUUUUUCUGGUCGGGGAAAAUGUGUUGAGGCAGAUUUUCGAGACUCAGAGAGCAGAGAUUGAAAAAUUUCUGGAAAAGAAAUACGACCUAUUAAUUAUCGACGAGAUUUUCUCGAUUUUGGGCUAUGGAUUGGGGUUGAAAAGAAGAGAAGAAGGCAUACCAUUUCUAACCAUGGCCUCUUGUGCAAGCACCAACAUUAUGCAACAUCAUUUAUCACUGGGAAACAACUUUAUCACCAGACCGAGUUAUUUUGGCCUUCCGACUAAACAAUUUGAUCCGGCGCGUUUUAGCAGCCGGCUGGACACUUUUUGGGAGUCUGUCUCCGACCUCCUACUCGUCGAACACGCGCUGCAGAACCACGCCCAGGAGGGUGUUAAAAAUCUAGGACUUGCUGGAUUUGAGUACAAAGAUAUUGCUCGGAAAACUUCGUUCUACCUCUAUGAUGAGAUUACUUUUUUGGUGGGAUCCGAGACGUUGCUCGUGGGAUUCCAUUGCGCUAAAUUCGCAACUUUGUCUGGAGAAUACUUGGAACAUGUUGAGCAUCCGGGAUCCAAGGGAACAAUUCUAAUCGCUUUCGGCACGAAUGUCAAGUGGGAAUUCGCUCCAGCAGAGCUGAUUUUAGCUUUCGUCGAUGCAUUAAAUUCAUUACCAGAAUUUCGGGUGAUCUGGACCUACAAUGGGCUGCCUGAACACGUGAAGGACCUAAAGUCACAUGUCCUACUGACAAAGUGGGCACCACAGAAGGAGAUUUUGAAACAUGAGAAAACGGUGGCCUUCGUCUCACACGGCGGGAUGAAAAGUGUAAAGGACACAAUCUGCGCCGGAGUUCCUGUCGUUUUCAUGCCAAUUCUGGCUGAGCAAAGUUUGAAUGCGGAAAUGUGCCGGCAAGCAGGUUUCGGUGUCACCUUGGCAAAAACGGAAGUGACCGUAGAAAAAUUACGAGAUGCACUUUUGACAGUGACAGCCCUCCUACAAAGCGGCAAUGCUCAAAUUCCAAUCAUUCUAUUUCGACCGGCCAAUCGAUUCACUAGACCACGCAACGUGGGCGGUGAACCGAGCCAUGGCCGUCGCGCCACGAUUCCCGACUUU
Mesorhabditis spiculigera is the source of this 1314-nucleotide messenger RNA. The record is from the annotation of a GenBank genome assembly. NCBI's taxonomy places the organism in Eukaryota, Metazoa, Nematoda, Chromadorea, Rhabditida, Rhabditidae.